Molecule: messenger RNA, 1239 nt
Organism: Dovyalis caffra
Lineage: Eukaryota; Viridiplantae; Streptophyta; Magnoliopsida; Malpighiales; Salicaceae
Source: the annotation of a GenBank genome assembly
AUGGGUUCUUGUAAAGAACAAGAACAAGGGUUUAAUCAUGCAAAGUGUUUUGAGGUUCUUGGACCUAUCAUUGUAGGUGCUGGACCAUCUGGUUUAGCAGCCGCAGCUUGCCUUUCUCAACAAGGCGUACCUUCUCUGAUUCUUGAAAAAAGUGAUUGCAUAGCGUCGCUGUGGCAACGAAAAACCUACGAUCGCUUAAAACUUCACCUUCCUAAACAGUUUUGUGAGCUCCCACUUCUUGGUUUCCCUGAUAAUUUCCCUAAGUACCCUACAAAAGGCCAAUUCAUUUCAUACAUGGAGGCUUAUGCUUCGCAUUUCAAAAUCCGGCCUAAAUUCAACCAAACUGUCAAAAAGACAGAAUUUGACGACACUAAUGGGGUUUGGAGGCUACAAACGCAAGACCUUGAGUACCGUUCUAGAUGGCUUAUUGUUGCUACUGGUGAGAAUGCUGAGCCUGUAAUACCUGAAAUACCUGGUUAUCACAAGUUUAACGGUACUAUUCUGCAUACAAGUCAUUACAAGUCUGGUUCUAGGUUCAAGAACCAAAGGGUCUUGGUUAUCGGGUGUGGCAAUUCAGGGAUGGAAGUUAGCUUAGACCUUUGUAGGCACAAUGCAAUCCCUCAUAUGGUUGUUAGAAACACAGUGCAUGUUCUACCUAGAGAGAUGGUUGGGAUCUCAACCUUUGGAAUAGCCAUGGCACUUCUAAAGUGGUUACCUUUAAGAUUAGUCGACAAGUUUUUACUUCUAGUAGCCAAUUUCAUCUUAGGCAACACAGACCAAUUAGGCCUCAAACGACCAAAAACAGGCCCAAUUGAGCUCAAGAAUGUCACUGGAAAGACACCAGUGUUGGAUGUUGGUGCAUUAUCACAAAUUAAGUGUGGCAAAAUUAAGGUGAUGAAAGGUGUGAAGGAGAUAACAAAAAACGGGGUCAAAUUUAUGGAUGGACAAGAAAAGGAAUUUGAGUCUAUAAUCUUAGCAACAGGGUACAAAAGCAAUGUGCCUACUUGGCUCAAGGGAUGUGAUUUUUUCACGAAAGAUGGUAUGCCCAAAACACCUUUUCCUAACAGCUGGAAAGGAGAAAAUGGACUAUACACGGUUGGCUUUACAAGAAGAGGUCUUCUAGGAACAGCCUCUGAUGCUGUUAAAAUUGCAGAGGACAUAGCUGAUCAAUUGAAGACAAUCAAGGGCAAAAAUAAAUCUUGUAGUAAUUCCCAUGUUAUCAUACUUAGAAAAUCAUGA